AUGGUGUCCGCAUCAGACGGCCAAGCCGUCCUGGCCAAGUCGUGGUCCGACGACGAGAGCCGGCAGUCUGGCAACCUGGACAUUGAGCUCAGAGACCUUGCCCUGCGAACCACGGCAACAUGUCCAGCGACGCCAGAGGGCCAGUGGCGCCGGGUCCUCUUUCCGGAGUCUGGCAGCUCCCUCGACCCGCAGUCGCCCGCCUUUGACGGCCGCCUGUGGGUCAAGACCUUUUUCGACCACUACAACGAGACCCUCCCCUCGCGGCCGCGCAGUCUCGGCGUGGCCUAUCGUGACCUGACGGUGUGUGGCGAUUCGUCUGGGGCUCAGCACCAGGCCAGCACCGGCAACAUCUUCCUCAGCGCCGUUGAGUCCGUCACGAGGAGGCUCGGCGGUGUCCAGCAGAGCAAGCAGGUAACGAUCCUGCGAGACUUUGAGGGCGUUCUUGACGCCGGCGAGCUUCUGCUCGUCCUUGGCCCGCCGGGCUCGGGUUGCUCAACCCUGCUCAAGACUAUUGCCGGCGAGACGGCGGGCUUGAAAGUGAGCCCAGAGACGAAGUGGAACUACAGAGGCAUCGACGAGGACCACGUGCGAUCUCGCUUCCGCGGCGACGUUCUCUAUAACGGCGAGAUCGACACGCACCUCGCGCACCUGACGGUCGGCGAGACGCUGCGCUUCGCAGCCUCGACGCGGCCGGUGCGAAACGUGCCCGCGGGCUUCGCCCCUUCGCGCGUGACGAGCAUGCUCUGCGACGUCGUCAUGUCCGUCUUCGGCAUCGCGCACACGGUCGACACGCGCGUCGGCGACGACUUUGUGCGUGGCGUCAGCGGCGGCGAGCGCAAGCGCGUCAGCAUCGCCGAGUCGGCGCUCACGGGCGCGCUGCUGCAGUGCUGGGACAACUCGACACGCGGGCUCGAUAGCGCCAACGCCGUCCGCUUCUGCCAGAGCCUGCGCGAUCAGGCCAAGAUCCUCAACAUCUCGGCCGCGGUGGCCAUCUACCAGGCCCCGCAGAGCGCUUACGAUUUGUUUGAUCGCGUCACCGUGCUGUACAAGGGGAGGCAGAUCUUUUUCGGCAAAAUCUCCGAGGCCGCGGGCUAUUUCGAGAAUCUGGGCUUUGAGCGCCCCGAGAGACAAACCACGCCAGACUUCCUCACCUCCAUGACCAGUCCCGCCGAGCGUGUCGUCCGUGCAGGUUUUGAGGGCAAAGUCCCAAAGACUCCCGAUGAAUUUGCCGAGUGCUGGAAGAACAGCAAGGAGCGACAGGCUCUGCUCGGUGAGAUCCAGGAGUACCAGGACAAGCACCCGCGCGAUCAGCGGGCCCUCGAGUACAAGCAGUCCCGCGCCGCGGAUCAGCAGAAGCACAUGCGGUCCAGCUCUCCCUACCUCAUCUCGUUCUUCGCGCAGGUCAAGCUCAACAUCUGGCGCGCGUUCCGGCGCCUCGUCGCCGACCCCUUCUUCACCAUCGCGUCCAUGCUGUAUAACCUGAUCAUGGCGGUCAUGCUUGGGAGCAUGUUCUUCGAGAUGAAGGCGGACGCGUCGACGUUCUACUACCGUGGCGGCAUCAUCUUCUUUGCUCUUCUAUUUAAUGCCUUUGCCAGCCAGUUGGAGGUUCUCACGGUCUACGCAGAGCGCCCAGUCAUUGAGAAACACAACAGAUACGCGCUGUACCGGCAGUCGUCGCAGGCAGUCGCCAGCUACCUGAUGGACCUGCCCUACAAGACGGCCAACAUGUUCGUCUUCAACAUUGUCAUCUACUGGAUGACCAACCUGCGGCGGGACGCCGGCGCCUUCUUCUUCUUCUGCCUGACCAGCUACCUCACGACGCUCGUCAUGUCGGCCCUGUUCCGCACGCUGGCGUACCUGACGCGCACGCCAGCCCAGGCCAUGGUGCCCGGCUCCCUCCUAAGCCUGGGCCUUAUGAUCUACACGGGCUUCUGUAUCCCGCCGUCCUACAUCCCGGACUGGUCCCGUUGGAUGAUGUAUAUCAACCCGCUCUCGUACGCGUUCGAGGCGCUCAUGGCCAGCGAGUUCCACGACCGCGAGUUCCCCUGCUCCAACAUGGUGCCGCGGGGCCCGGGGUACGAGAACCUCCCCGCCGAGUCGCAGAUCUGCUCGUCGGUCGGUGCCGAGGCUGGGCGCGCGUUUGUCAACGGCGAUCGCUACAUUGGGGACUCGUUCGGUUAUUCCAACGAGAAUAAGUGGAGAAACAUUGGCAUCCUGUGCGCCUUCCUUGUCGGCCUCUUCGUCGUAUAUGCCCUCGCCGCGGAGUUUGCCAAACCGCCCAGAGGCAAGGGCGAAGUACUCGUCUUCCGCCGCGGCAAGGGGCCGUCAAAGGCGGUGGGAGUGGCCACAGCCGGCGAUAUCGAGUCGCAGCACGACUCGGUCCGCGAGGGAGAAAGCCUAAAGGGAUCUACACUACAGAAGUCUGCGACGCCUCAACCGCAAGAGCGUCCCGUUUUCCACUGGAAUGAUGUGUGCUACGACGUGGACAUCAAGGGGACCACCCGCCGCAUCCUGUCUCAGGUCGACGGCUGGGUCCAGCCUGGCAAAUCGACCGCACUGAUGGGCUUCUCAGGCGCCGGCAAGACGACGCUGCUCGACGUCCUCGCAGGCCGUGUGACCACGGGCGUCCUAACUGGCGAGACGCUCAUUAACGGCCGGCCGACGGACGCCUCGUUCCAGCACUGUGUCGGCUAUGUCAAGCAGCAGGACGUGCACCUCGAGACUAUGACGGUGCGCGAGGCUCUCGACUUCAGCGCGCUGCUCCGCCAGCCGGCGUCAGUCCCGCGCGCCGACAAGCUCCGGCACGUGGACCGCGUGGUGGCCAUGCUCGAGAUGGACGAGUUCGCGGGCGCCGUCAUUGGCGUGCCCGGCCAGGGCCUCAAUGUCGAGCAGCGCAAGCGCCUCACCAUCGGGGUCGAGCUCGCCGCCCGCCCAGAGCUGCUCAUCUUCCUCGACGAGCCCACGUCGGGGCUCGACAGCCAGACCUCGUGGGCGAUCUGCGACCUCAUCGAGCGGCUGAGGAACGACGGGCAGGCCGUCCUGUGCACAAUCCACCAGCCCUCGGCCUUGCUGUUCCAGCGUUUCGAUCGGCUGCUCCUGCUGGCGCCGGGUGGCAAGACUGUGUACUUUGGCGACCUGGGCGAGCACUGCCUUACCCUGAUCCGGUACCUCGAGCGCAACGGGGCCGCGCCGUGUCCUUCGGAGGCUAACCCGGCCGAGUGGAUGCUUGACGUGAUCAAGCCCCCCUUGGACGGAUCCGAGGGCAUCGACUGGCACGAGGUCUGGCGAGCGUCCCCCGAGUACGAAAUGGUCAAGGACGAGAUGACACGCCUCCACGGCCUGUCCACCCAAGCGCCAGCCAGCAGCAGCCCCAGCCACGCUGAUGACACCGCCUCAUCCAGCGACAAGGAGUUUGCAGCCUCUUUCGCGACCCAGUUCUUCCUGGUGCUCGACCGCACAGGCAAGCACUUCUGGCGCUCGCCGACGUACAUCUGGUCCAAGUUCAGCCUGAUCGGGCUCUCGUGCCUGUACCUGGGCUUCAGCUUCGACGCGCACCUGUCGCUGCAGGGCAUGCAGAACCAGCUCUACGCCAUCUACCUCUUCUUCAUCCUCUUCAGCUCCCUCAACGAGCAGAUCAUGCCCAUGUUCGUGCCGCAGCGCGCCCUGUACGAGGUCCGCGAGCGCCCCUCCAAGAUGUACCGCUGGACUAUGCUGCUCCUCGCCAACAUCCUCGUCGAGAUGGCCUGGAACGUCGCCGCCGCCGCCAUCGCCUACAUCUGCUGGUACUACCCCGUCGGUUUCUCCAGUCUUCCUGGUGGCAACAGCGGCGCCGGCACGGACGAUCUCUCGCUCCGCGGCUUCCUCGUCUUCCUCUUCAUUGCGCUCUUCCUGCUCUUCACCUGCACAUUCUCGCACAUGGCUAUCGCGUGGAACGAGACGGCCGAGACGGCCGGAGUCCUCGCCAGCUUGCUGUACAUCUUCUGCAUCGCCUUCUCUGGGGUGGGAGUCGCCCCGGCCGACCUGCCCCAGUUCUGGACCUUCAUGUACCGCGUUUCCCCCGUCACCUACAUGAUCAGCGGCGUCAUGUCGUCCGCCAUGUCCGGCUACGAGGUGACAUGCGCGCCCGGCGAAGUUCUGCGCAUGGUGCUGCCUAGCUCCACCAACGCGACUACGACGUGCGCCGACUUCCUCGCGGGCUUUGUCGCGGCCGAGGGCGGGCGCGUGCUCGAGCAGGGCGGCGGCGACGGUACCUGCGCGUUCUGCCCGCUCGCCACGACCGACGCGUUCCUCGCGCGCUUCGGCAUCGAGUAUGCGGAUCGCUGGAGGAACUUUGGCCUGCUCUGGGUGUAUAUCUUCGUCAACAUCGGCCUGGCCCUGGGGCUGUACUGGGUCUUUAGGGUUCCCAAGGGCAAGGGCAUGAAGCGUGGAGUGUAAUGGGUUUGGUAUUGAGGAAAGACUUUUUUGUGUGUUAGCGGCUGGAUUAUUUUAGAUUUAUUGCUGGCUGAGUUAUUCACUUGGCUGUGAAGUUCGUGUGUACAGACUUUCGUAUGUUGGCGAUGCGAAGAUUCCUACUAAGUUUAGCAGAUUUGUCUUUCUUUUCCUUAAUUCACU
Microdochium trichocladiopsis is the source of this 4611-nucleotide messenger RNA. Its product is annotated as multidrug resistance protein CDR1. Bases 1 to 4434 code for a protein of 1477 amino acids. Gene Ontology annotation, molecular function: ATP binding; ABC-type transporter activity; ATP hydrolysis activity. The transcript has 6 exons. The record is from RefSeq and is a predicted model, not a curated record. NCBI's taxonomy places the organism in Eukaryota, Fungi, Ascomycota, Sordariomycetes, Xylariales, Microdochiaceae. Gene Ontology annotation, cellular component: membrane. Gene Ontology annotation, biological process: transmembrane transport.